Molecule: messenger RNA, 6150 nt
Organism: Tetrahymena thermophila SB210
Lineage: Eukaryota; Ciliophora; Oligohymenophorea; Hymenostomatida; Tetrahymenidae
Product: tetratricopeptide repeat protein
Exons: 8
Molecular function (GO): protein binding
Source: RefSeq, a predicted model, not a curated record
CAGUUUAGAUCAAAGUUGAUUCAAAAAACAUCAUCAGCAGCUUUUGAUAAUUAAAAUAAGAUUUAUUUUUUGAUAUCCUUUAAUUUAGAAAUACUAAUAAAUUAUAUUUUUAAUAUGUAAGUAAAUAGUUAAUCUUCUGGAUCUUAAAUGGAUUCAGUAGAGAGAAUGCCUGGUCUUAAAUAUCGUGAUUCUUUAGAAGAAGAUUCUUAUGGGAAUAAAUCAAUAAGCAAGCAAAGUUUAAAGAACACCCAAAACAGUAGUAGUACAUUAAAUUAGAAUGAAAUUGUGUCAGGAGGUGACUCACGAUUUUACAAAUAUGAAUAUGAAAUAUACUAAAGAAAAAAUUAACAAUAAAUGUAGCAAGAGCAUUAAUUUAAUCAUCCGAAUUAGGGUUUAUAGUAGUUUGAUUAGCAGUAGCAUUUAGAAUAAUUUUUAUAGAAUUGCUUAGGUUAAAAUUAAUAAAAUAUUCAUCAAUUUAAUCAGAUCGACCCAAGAAGAAGGCUAUUUGUCUAAAACUAAUAAAAUUAGAAUAUUUAGAAUUAUGUAAGACAUUAAAUGGGCGAAAAUAAAGAAGAUGUGGGGGAAGAAUAAGAAUAAAAUUAAUUAGAUUCAGCAGAAUAAUAGCAUGAAAAUUUUGAUUAGAAUAAGGACUAUUAAGAAUAAGAAGAUGAAGAGGAACAGGAAGAUUAAUAUUAUGAUCAAGAUCAUACAUAAAAUGAUCAAAAUGAAAAUUAAGAGCAUUACGAUCAGAAAUAUAAUUAGAAUUAUCAUCAAAAUGAAGUUGACUAUGAAAAGGAAUAUGAAAUGGAUGAUUUAGAUGAAAAUGGAAAUAACACUUUAGGAAGAAAUGUUCUUAAUUAGUAUUUACAAAGAGAAUCAAAUAAGUUAAUGGCUAGCAAAUAAAACUAAUAAGAAGAAUAAUUCUAUGAUGAAGAAAAUAUAUAAGAGGAUGAAUAAAAUUAAUACAUUGAAUCAUUAGUAACAGAAAAAUAGGAUGGGGAUGAGGAUGGGCAUGAUAUUAUAGAAAAACAAUAGAAGGAACUUGAAGAUAAAAAAUAACAACAUUAAUAAUAAUAAAGCGAAAUGCAUCAAGAGUAGCAGGUUUUGCUAUAUAAAGAUAGUCUAUCUAACAAUCAAAGUAAAAACUAAACACCUACUAAUUCAUAAAGAUCUGAGAAUUACAAUUCACUUAAAUAAGAAAAGUAGAAUGAAUAGAAGUAGAGCAAAAACUUAGAUAUGCAGUAUCAAUUACCAGUCUAAAUGAGCCAAUAAUUAUUUUCAACUAGUAUAAAAAAACAAUAAUCUAAUAUAAUUCUGCAAUAAAAGCAAGAUGAAAGCUAAAAAAUAAAAGAAACUUAUUAGAGUAAUUAAUCUUAAGCAUCUUCUAAAUAGGCUUAGAAUUAAAUUGUGAUUGAAAGAAUUAAAUAAUCUCCGUAAAAUGAUAAUCAAUCAAACAGCUACAGAGAUUCUGAGAAUGUUUAUAAUUCUUAAGCUAAUUCUAUGAUUUCAAAUUAAGAAAGGCAAUACUCAAAUAAUUAAAUUUAAUACAGUGAUUCGCUUAACUCGAAGGAAUCAUUCAGAUCCUCAUAAAAUGAAAAUUAAAAUUCUAUAAGAUAUUCUCAUCAUUCUCAGUAAUAAUAACAAUAAUAGCAGUUAUAAGAGCAAAUAUAACCUUUAGAUGAAGUAUAAGAAUAAAACAAAGAUAACUUUAUAAAAGAAAAUCAUUAAGCAAAAUAGUAAGUUUAUUAGAUUUAUAAUGCUUAAAAUCAGAUUUAAAAUAAGAGCAAAGAAUUGCAAAAUAAUUAAUAAAUAACACCGAUUUAAUCUAUGUCAAAAAGAGAUGAUCAUGUUUCGAAUGAGACCUUUUAAGUGAGAAAUCCAAGUAAUUUAGAUGAAAAUUAUACAUAUAGGAGUAAAGAAAGUUUAGAUUUGACUAAAAGAAGCACUUUAUCAAAUGCUAGUGCAACUCAAGUAGCUUAGAAGUAAUUAUAUAUGCUUAAUCUUUUAGAAUAAAAAGAAUAGCUUAACUCUGAAAGGUACAACAUGCUAGUUUAGGAUGAAGAAAUUAUAGAACAAGAAGAUAUGGCAUCAUCACACAGAACUGAUGUAAGGGUAAACAGCGAAGAUUACAGAUAAUUAAAGCAAUUAAUUAUGAGUAAAAACCCUUCUAGCUCACACUACCAGUAAAACGAAAAAAGUAACUUGAAAUUAGAGGACAAUUUGCAAUUUAAUAAGUAAUUAAGCACUCAGUCAUAAUAAACUCCUGAAAAUAGGUAAAAGUAGCUAAGUUCAAUUACCGGAAAUAAUACAAAAGAGCUAUUUGAGUAUUCAAACAGCUCAAAUAAAAAUAACUAAACAAAUAAUUUGUUUGAUUCAUAGCCCAGAGGAGCUAAGGAUUGCUAUGAUUCAACUAUUAAAAAUAGGUUGAAAGUUGAUCUAUUCAAGAAGUUAACAGAUCCAACUAUGGUAGGAAUCUAAUAGAAUUAGUCAUUGUAAUAAGAUAACAAUGAAAUUAAAAAUAAUCAGCAUUAUGCUUCAGAUAAUUUUGAAAAAAACUACAUUCUAAACGGAUAAUAAAUUAACUAAUAAGGUAACUAAUAAUACGAUUAGUUAAAUCAAAAGUCACUUAGUUAUGUUUCCUAAUAAUAGCAACCACUGAAUACAUAAAAAGAAAUAAAUAAGUAUGACUUUACUAAAAAGGAAAAAGAUGAAGACAUUUUUAAAACAGCAAAGGAAUGGAAGCAGAAUACAAAUGAGUAAAAUAAGUAUUUUUAUUCAGAAAUAUCUCCAAUAGAUAAAGGUCCAAGAUAUAAACCAUAAUAUUUAACGAUUAAUAACUAUAACAACAAUAACAAUAGUGAUUAUGAGGAAAUUUUAAAAAGGUAAUAACAAGGAUCUCCUAUAAUAAAUAAUGAUAACAAUACAAAUUAAAUAACUUUUUAAAAUAAUUUUAAUUUUUAGAGUAUUUCUAACUAUAAAGAAUGUUUAGAUGACGAUUAAUCUCACAGAACUCCAACUAAUUAAAAUAAAAAUCAUAUAAAUAAAUAAAAAUACAACGAUGAAUACUCUUACCAAAAUUAGGAUAGAAAUUAAAAUAACUACCAAGAUAAUUGCUAAAUUUAAAAAACCCAAGAUUUACCAUCCUAAAAAAAUGAAUACAGGUAUAAUUUUAUAGAAAGAAAACAGAAAUUACAAAAUGAGUAGGAAUUAGGGCAAACCAUUGAAAAUGAUUAGACAAAAUCAGAGCAAAAUUAUAAUGAAAAUUCAGGUGAAUUAUCUUAUAAAACCCCUUAACUAGAGCCAGUGUCUUAAGCAAUACUAAAUAGAUACUUAAGGAGAUAGCAAGGGAAUGAAAACGAUUAAUUUGAGCUGAAUAAUAUCUUAAAUGAAAAAUAAAAUUAAGGGUAAGAUCAAAUACACUAAAUGGAUCACCAUACUUAUAAUGAAUACAAUAUUGCUAAAUAUUAAAGGAAAAUAGCAAAUUAUAAGCCUGAUUUCAUUGAAAAACUUCAGGAAUACUAAUAAAUGUCUGAUAAAAAGAAAAGAGAUUAUGAAGAAUUAGAAAUUGAAGAAUAAAAUAUUUUAUAAAAUUAUAUUAAAUAAAAGUCCCCUGUGCUACGAUAACCCAAGGAAAAUACUUACAUGCCAUCAAAUGCACUUAUGAAAGGGAUAAACCUGAGAAAAAUCAACUAAUAAAUGAAAAACUAAGUUAAAAAAAGUCUAAGUAACAAUAACAAAUAAAUGAAAAAGUCUCAUGACUUUUCCAAUGCUAAUACCAGCAUGAGGCAGGUUUAAAAUAACAGUAAUUAUUCCAUGUAUUCUCCAUAGAAAAACUACUUAAAUAGUAAUUCUUAGAGAAACGAUGCUAAAAUAAGAAAUGAAAUGAUAAUGAAUAAUUUAAACUACUCUCCUUCGAGUGAAAUAGAUAACCUAAACUCUUCAUCUAAUGAAAAACCUAAUGCUAAUUCAAGUUAUCGUUAGAUCAAAAGCUAAAUAAAUAAAAAUAAUAAACAAACUUACCAUGAUAAUAAUAAUGUUAAAAAGAAUUUAUCUCCAAAUAAAUAUGAACAAACUUCUAACGAUGCAUGUAAUUAAUGUCACACCUGCUAGCAACAUCUGCCAAAUUCAAUGAGCUUUUAAAACAGCAAUAGUUAAUAAAGUAAAUAUAAAAUUGCUCAUCCAGCAUAACCUACAUUCUUUAACUUUAACUAAGACUAAUAUCAACAUAAUUAGCUAGUAAAUUUGUAAAUGAGCGAUGUUACAUCACCAAUAAGUUAAAUCAAAAGCAUUACAAAAUCACCAAUUAAGCUAGAUUCUCUUGGAAAUUCCCCAAUAAAAUUUGGUUCUCACUUAAAUUCCCCCUUCGACAAAUCUACUGAAAAUUAUGCUAAAAGCAAAGGAUUUAUUUAUGACCCUUACAAGUUCAAUGGAUAUGAUUAUAGAAAUAUACCCAAAAAGCAUUCAGGCCAUAAUAAAUCCUAAUCAAUGAACUUAAACGUUACUUCAAAAAGCGAUGUUCAUUAGUUUAACUUGGAAGAAAUUGAAAAGUAAUGCGUUUAGCAUAUUUAAAAUUAGGAAUAUGAGCUUGCAUAAUCUUUAUUAACUUAAAUAGAAUCUUACAUUUAUCAAACAUUUGAACUGAAUCAUCCUUAAAGAAUUUACAUAAAUUACUUAAAUGCUAGAGUUUAAUAAGGUUUACAAUAAUCUAAUACCGCUGUUAAAUACUGUGAAAGAGGAUUAAAAGAAAUUUUAAGAGAAGAAUUAUUCAAUGACUCAUAUUUAUUUAAAUAUUCUUUUACUCUUAGGUAGUUGGCAUAAUGUGAAUGUAAAAAAAUAAAAUAAUUUUAGUAGUAAAAAUACUAUCUAACUUAAAUGGAAGAAUAAUUAAACAUUUGUGAAAAAGAAUUCUCAAAUUUAAAUAUUGAAAUAGCUAGAAUUUAUUCUGAUUUAAACAAUAAAUUUGGACUUCAUAUCUACAGAGAACUUGCUAAAGUUUGCCAAGAACUGAAAGAGUAUUAAAAUGCUUGUAAGUAUAUCAAAAUAAUACAAUCAAAAAUGAAUUCCAUAGAUAUAGAUUUAUCAAUGUCUUUAAUAGAUAUGCUAAUACUCAGUUAAUUGAAAAAUGAAGCAAUUGAAGAGUCAAAAAAAAUAAUAAAAUUUUUAAGAACAGUAGAAACCAAUUCAGUAACAGUGAAAGAAGAAUUAUUAUUGUAGUGCAUAGAUAAUUUAGCUAACCUAUACUUUGAAAAAUAAGAGUAUGAUUAAUCGUCUGAUUGGUUUGAAUAGAGUCUUUAGAUAAAAACUCAUUUAUUUGGAUAAUACCAUUAAAUAACAGGAGUUGGAUAUUUUCUUUGUGGGAAAAGUCACCAUAAGCAAAAUAAUAGUGUAAAAGCUAUUUAAAGACUAGGCACUUGCAUAUCUAUUCUGGAUAAGCAUCUCUCUUUAUUCAAUUUAUAUAGUGCUAAUUCUUAUUUAACCAUUGCAGAAAUUGCUAAGAAAGACUAAAAAAUUGAUGAAGCAAUCAAGAAUUACAAAUUAGCUUUUGAAAGGUUUUCAGGAAUAUUUGGAUCAGACCAUUUUAAUUGUUUAUGUAUCUUGCUGAAUAUAAUUUAUCUCACAUGUAACUUUACUCAAUCAACUACUCAAGUUUAAGUUGUAUUUUCUGAUAUUGUAAAAAAUACUGAAAAUAAGCUUAGCUUAGACAGCGUUUAAGUUCUGAAUGAAAUGAGUAAUAUUCUAAGAUAGCAUAAUUUCAUACAAUAGUCUUUAGAAGGAUAUUUAAUUGCAAGUAAUAUAUUGAAGUAAUUGAAGAUAAAUAAUGGUACAAAACAAGUAGACGAUUAGUAGAUUCAAUAGAAUUUAUUUUUAGUUUAUAUGAAUUUAGCUAGUACUUAUUCAAUUCUAUAAUAACAUGAGAAAUCAAUUAUGGCAUAUUUUGAUGCGCUAAGCAUAAGUUAAACAUUGCAUUAGUCUCAAGAAUAUGAGUUUAAGAUUCAUAACUUUUUAGCUUAAUCGUUUAAAGCAAUAAAUAAAUACUUUGAAGCUCAAAAGCACUAUCAAGAAGCUUUAAACAUUAUAAGUACAAAAGAAGGUUUUGCCAACGAAAAAGAGGAAUUGAGAUAGCUAAUAAGACAAUGUAAGAAAAAAUGA